AUGAAAUACAACCCUGGGUCUGGUUGGAAUGUUGUGAUUGAUGGCAUUGAAAAGCCUGAGCCUCCCUUGUUUAUGAGGAUGUUUAUUUGUUUAAGGCCUUUGAAGGAUGGGUUCUUAAAGGGUUUUAGGCCAAUUAUAGGGGUGGAUGGCUGCCACUUGAAAGGAGCUUAUCCAGGCCAGAUUUUAGUUGCAGUCUCCAAGGAUGGGAACAACAGCAUUUACCCCAUUGCUUGGGCAACUUGUGAGGUUGAAAACAGGGAGACUUGGGUCUGGUUUCUGGAAUCCUUGAUGCAAUGCAUUGGAAGUUCAGAUGGGGCAGGCUUCACCUUCAUGUCAGACAGGCAGAAGGGACUGGUUGAAGCUCUGUCUGAAGUUGUGCCUAAUGUAGAGACUAGGUUCUGUGUUAGGCACAUUUGGGCAAAUUUCAAGUUGAAGUUCACUGGAUCAGUUUUCAAAGAGCUCUUCUGGAGUGCUGCAAGAGCAACAACAUUUGUUGAGUUUCAGAUAGCCAUGCAACAGAUUAGGGAGCUUGAUGAGGAUGCUUACAAUUAUUUGGAGAACAUCCCCACUCAUCACUGGUGCAGACAUGCAUUCAGUGACAGUUGCAGGUCCAACAUGUUACUAAACAACAUGUGUGAGACUUUCAACUCUGUUAUCAGAGAUGCAAGAUACAAACCUAUCCUCACCCAAAUGGAAUGGAUGAGGAGGUACAUGAUGAGGAGAAAUAAUGAGAAGUGGGAGGACUCCAAGGAAAUCACAACCAACAUCACUCCAUAUGUGCAUAAGCUAUUUCAGAGGAUAAGCUAUGUGGCUAGGAAUUGCAUAAUUGAAGCUUUCAGGGAUGACACUUAUGAAGUGCAGCUGAAUGAUGACCAGGUUAAAGCAUAG
Molecule: messenger RNA, 888 nt
Organism: Chenopodium quinoa (quinoa)
Lineage: Eukaryota; Viridiplantae; Streptophyta; Magnoliopsida; Caryophyllales; Amaranthaceae
Exons: 4
Coding region: 1-888 (295 amino acids)
Biological process (GO): DNA transposition
Molecular function (GO): transposase activity; DNA binding
Source: RefSeq, a predicted model, not a curated record